Oryza sativa Japonica Group (Japanese rice) is the source of this 1747-nucleotide messenger RNA. RefSeq names its product aromatic aminotransferase ISS1. Gene Ontology annotation, molecular function: pyridoxal phosphate binding; catalytic activity. The record is from RefSeq and is a predicted model, not a curated record. Lineage: Eukaryota; Viridiplantae; Streptophyta; Magnoliopsida; Poales; Poaceae. Gene Ontology annotation, biological process: biosynthetic process.
UAGAUACUAGAUCAGCAGCGAUUUUUUUUUCAGUUUUUGUUUUUUCAUUUCUUCCUCUGUCUUGUUUAGAUGUUGGGGUUGGUGAGCCCUUGGGGGGAAUCAGUUGGUGACUGACUCGAGAAGUUCAGAGUUCUUGUUCUUGGAGGGGUGAGGAAGAGGAGGAGGAGGAGGUGAGAUGGGUAGCUUCGGGAGGCUGGCGAGGAGGGCCGUGGAGACGGAAGCGCCGGUCAUGGUCAAGAUGCAGGAAUUGCUUCGAGGGAACAAGGAUGUGAUGUCGCUUGCGCAGGGAGUUGUUUAUUGGCAGCCUCCUGAGGCAGCUAUGAAUAAGAUUAAAGAAAUUGUAUGGGAACCAUCAAUCAGUAAAUAUGGCUCUGAUGAUGGUCUUCCUGAACUCCGAGAAGCACUUCUCGAGAAGCUGCGCAGAGAGAAUAAGCUAACCAAGUCGUCAAUUAUGGUUACCUCUGGUGCAAAUCAGGCCUUUGUAAAUGUGGUCCUCACCCUUUGUGAUGCUGGGGAUGCAGUUGUCAUGUUUGCACCAUAUUACUUCAAUUCCUACAUGUCAUUCCAGAUGACAGGAGUUACUGACAUAUUAGUUGGUGCAAGCAAUCCUGAGACUCUUCAUCCUGAUGUCGAUUGGUUGGAGAAGGUUCUGCAAGAAAACAACCCUAUCCCUAAACUUGUUAGUGUUGUAAAUCCUGGAAACCCCUCUGGAGCUUUCAUUCCGAAGCCGAUGCUCGAAAGAAUUUCAGAACUGUGCAGAAAUGCUGGUGCAUGGCUUGUAGUUGACAAUACCUAUGAGUACUUUAUGUAUGAUGGAAUGGAGCACUAUUGCUUAGAGGGUAAUCACAUUGUCAACCUCUUCUCAUUCUCGAAGGCUUACGGAAUGAUGGGCUGGCGUGUAGGAUACAUUGCCCACCCAAACGAAGCUGACGGUCUUCAUGCACAGCUGCUCAAAGUGCAAGAUAACAUACCUAUCUGUGCUUCCAUCAUCGGGCAGCGCCUGGCGCUCUACGCAUUAGAGGCUGGUCCAGAAUGGAUCAGAGAAAGGGUGAGAGAUCUAGUGAAAAACCGUGAAUUGCUCAUGGAAGCGAUGUCUCCGCUUGGCAAGGACUCUGUCAAGGGUGGUGAGGGUGCCAUUUACCUCUGGGCAAAACUACCCGAGAAAUGCUCAGAUGAUUUUGAAGUUGUCAGAUGGCUUGCAAACAAGCAUGGUGUGGCUGUGAUCCCCGGGAGCGCCAGUGGAGGUCCCGGAUAUAUCCGGGUUUCUUUCGGAGGGUUGAAAGAAUCGGAUACAAGGCUUGCUGCUGAGAGGUUAAGGCGCGGCUUGCAAGAACUUGUGACUGAGGGAAUGGUACAGUGACAGCCCAAUGGAUGCAAGAAAUACAUGACAUACAAAUCACAAAAGUGAAAAUUUUCAGUUACAUAAUAAUUCUGGGAUUAGUUCAAGAGAAGAAAAGAGCCAAAAUUUCAAGAUUACAACAUGGUUGUUAGAAAAUGCUGAAGCUUUUAUUUCAGAGAACUUUUGUCACAUUGGAUUUCCUAGUGGAAAUUUGAUUUGGUGGGUUGAGUAGAGGGAAAAAAAAAGACUCAUCCACCCUGUGGAAUACCAUUGUCAUUAAAGGGGUAUUCAUGUUUAGUACUUACUGUUGCUUGAUAACCUCUUUCCCUACAAUCAGGACAGCAGCUGUACACAAGUAAGAUAUAAUAAGAUAUAAUAGCAACAAUAAGUGUUCAUGAUGUGCUUUUA